Messenger RNA from Homalodisca vitripennis (glassy-winged sharpshooter), 6517 nucleotides. RefSeq names its product rho GTPase-activating protein 23-like. NCBI's taxonomy places the organism in Eukaryota, Metazoa, Arthropoda, Insecta, Hemiptera, Cicadellidae. Gene Ontology annotation, biological process: signal transduction. The record is from RefSeq and is a predicted model, not a curated record.
ACUCCUGUCUACCGAUGUUCUUCCACUAUCGUCGCCCUCGACUGCGUCGUUGGGGUAGUUACGGCUCCUGGACACCUGUGGGAGCGGAGGGAGAGCAGGUGGAUGUCCGCUGUGCCCUGGUGGGUCCUGCAGAGAACUACACCAAACGGAAACACGUGCUGCGGGUCAACACAUUAGCAGGAUCCGAACUGCUGCUACAAGCCGCCGAUGCAGGACAGAUGGCUCGGUGGAUCGAGGCUCUAGAAGAGCAGGCCAACAAUAACAACAGUCAGAAUCUGAGUGGUACCAGUCUAUCUCCGGCCUCUGCGCAGAAAGGUCUGCGUAAACUGACGAGUCUGCGGAACAGAUCACCCACUGGCCAGUCGCCUGUGAAUAAAACUCGCAAGCCCAGUCAGCAAGUGGUGGAGGGUGUGCCGUCACCCAAAAGCAAGACAUGGAAGGGUCGAGUGGCCAAACAGCUCAGGAGGAUACAGCAUAGCGGCUCUCCUGUCUCUCCUACAGCCACCACCCCCCAUCCUGAGGGGGCCACCAUCGGUGUACCAUUAGAGGAGUGCCCACCGUCUGCAAUCAACGAGUUUGUGCCUCUGUUAGUGGAGAUGUGCACCGGCAUCGUAGAAGCAAGAGGCCUGGAGAUCAUUGGCAUUUACAGGGUACCAGGUAACACAGCUGCCGUGUCGUCACUGACCGAGGCAGUCAACCGAGGCCUGGAACCUGGGAUACUGGCUCAGGAUCAGCGUUGGACCGACGUUAACGUAAUCUCGUCGCUGCUUAAGAGCUUCUUCCGGCGACUACCCGACUGUCUGCUCACCACCACCGAGCUCUACCCGAGCUUCAUCCGAGCAGACAAGAUAGCAGACCCCCACCUGCGCAUGGCCACCAUACGCAGACUGGUGCAUGAUCUGCCCGACCACCACUACGAGACACUCAAGUACCUGUUGCUGCAUCUCAAGAAGGUGGUGGAACACGCAGCCACCAACAAGAUGGAGGCUCGGAACCUAGCCAUCGUGUUCGGCCCCACCCUGGUGAGAGCGGCGGACGACAACAUGGUCACCAUGGUAACGGACAUGAGCCAUCAGUGUCGCAUCGUCGAGACCCUCAUACUGCACGUGGACUGGUGCUUUGGUGAUGAGACCGUCGAGAGGUUGACACUGGAGGGUGUGGAGGGGGGAGGGGUGGAGCCUGACCCAGCAGUGGCCAAUCACAAUCUCCUGCUCGGCAACAUACACAAAGUGGAGGGCAUGGGGAGGGAACUGUCGGCACGAGACAUUGUGUCCUCCAUCAUUUGUGCAGCUAACCGCAAGAUGAUGAAGAGCAAGACGAGGAAGACGCACGCAGAAGACAACACGGACCACUCUGCCGAGAGCAAACAGAGACUGGAAAUGAAGAGCAAGCAACAGCACCGCAAGGAGAGGCUAGCCUCAACGGAGGAUGCGAGUAGUACAGAGGCCGGCCACCCCGGUGGUCUGCCUGCCGCGAGUCUGCCUGCGGCCCCUCAGCCUACCAGCCUACCCGACAACGUGGCUGCAAGCGAGGAGCAGGCGGUGCGGCCGCAGUUGGAUGACGGAACGAUACGCACUUACGCAGGACUGUCUGCUACUACGCAAGAAAGGAUACGACGAUUUGAACUGGAGACGAAAGCUAUGCUGCACAGAGAUUCGGCGAGGAUACGACGUCUAGAGCCAGACUCCGAGAGAGAGCAAAGCAAGCGAGAGCUGGAGAUGGAUGACCACACCAACCCAUCAGCUAUCGUGAAGAAGAUAGCAGAGUCGGGUCGACCGGUGAAACCUCUGGCGAUAGUCCCCCCCUCUACUGGGCGGGGCCGGCACAAGGAGGAAGGAGGGGCAGGGGCACUGCGGCGGGGCUCGUCGGCGGAGAACGUCAACCUACCGACAGAGAAACAAGCCAACGGGAACCUCAAGCGGUUCAAGUCUGGAAAGGAGCAGGGGGAGCCAGGUCUUGGACGUUGUGGCUCUCUGGACUCCCUCCAUGACCUGACAACCGUCAGAGCGACCGCCCAGCCAUGUGGUGAUCUACUAGUCAGCCUCACCUCAACAUUCGACGCCAAGCUGCGCUCACUCCUGUCCACGGGGGCCACCGAGCGCACUCCUUCCCCCGCCCCCUCUCAUCACCUCUUCUCUGACCCUAGCCUCCACAAAGCUUCUGACAAGGAGGGAAAAGAAGAGGAAUCGAAAGAGGAGUGUUGCGAUGAAAAGGAUAAGUCCAACUCCACCAACUUGUUAACACAAACUGCUGAGGCCCUGAAGGAUAUGGACGGCGAGACGAAAACGGUGCGGCUAAACCGAUCCGAGUCUAUGAACCGGGAUGAGCGAACGGUCUUUCGAUCCGAGUCACUCAAGAGCGACUCAGGUAAACUGCGCCGCUCAGAGUCGCUCAACAAGGAGAAACUGAAACGAAGUGACUCGUUGACAAAAAACGAAAAGACGGAAUCGAACUUGAACAAGCGGCGCCAACUGGAGGCGGGGAGGUGGCUGAAGAGGAAGACCGGCUCUGCGGUGGACCGGAGCAUCAAACGAAGACACACGGUGGGUGGCACUAAGGACUUUGAUAAAACCAACUGGCUAGACAACAGGCAGCGGGAGGCGGAGGAAGAGGGGAAGAAAGAGCGGCGGACCAGCUCCCCCGACCUGAGCUCCUCGCGGCUUGCGGCGAUUGUCAUCCUGAGACCUCACAGCUUUGCGGAGCCAGAACGACUCUGCGGCGUACCCCUCGAGUCCCAUGUGUAACGUAGCACAGCGAAUACCACACGUAUUUUUUUGUAAGAAGAGUAAACCCAUAGGGUUGUUCACAAAUUUCCUUCUUCGGAAGAAGAAAUAAAGCAAAUACGGUACAUAGUAUUUAGUACGAUUUUUUUACCUGAGAUAAUUAUUUUGUUGAAAUUUACCACAUAGAACUUAGCAUAAAAAAGAACUUUGUUGUGCAAUUUAGUACAAAAUGCAAGAUCAUAACGUACCAUAGUCGUUACCAAUUAUUUAGUUGUUUCAACUCUCCUCCUUUCCAUCAUUUGUAGAAAACCUUAAAAUCUGAGAUAGUUGGUCUUGUUGAAAACAUUGUUAUGCUACUGUGAUAUUGAAGCAUUUAAAAUUUGCAUUUAAAAAAGCAUCUUUAUUCUCAUCAGCAUAUCGAAACAUUUCUUUAUUUAUAAAUCGGAAUAAAAUGUCUUCAAAGCAUAAAUACAGCAUUUAAACAAUUUCAGUGAAGAGUUGAAGCAAUGUUAAAUAGCAUACUUACUAUGAGUAACCAAUUGAUGAGCUUAAAGAUAUCGUGUUAGCAUUAUUUAGAGUGCAGUGAUCUCAUGCUACAACCAGAAUACGGGCAGUAAAAGGUAGAUAAACUUUUAUUUAUAAGUAGCAGAGUUUCAAUACUUCAAUUAUUUUCCUCCUUCCUUUCAUUCAUAUCAACUUUUUAAACUUGAAGUACAACUGUGAAAAAAUUGUAUUUAUCUAAAACAAAUAUAAUCUCUGUGUACCAAAGCAUCCGAUGUAGGAUGUGAAUAAUAAUUUUGAACGUAUUAAAUAAAGAUAUAUUUUUUACCCAAAAUCGACUAUUAGUGUUUUAAAAAGAUUAUUUAAUUAAUUUUUUAUAACUAAUGGUAAUUUAAUUCAAUAUUAUUACUUCAAUGAUUAACAAUAUUUUAACCCUUUGAGGCCAAAGCGUAAAAAAAGGUUACUAACUAUUUUCAACACCAUUUUAUUUUAUAGAUUGCACUCAAAUGUAAAUAAAAAUGGUAGUUUUGCUGUCUUCGGAAAACAAUUUUAGAAUUUACUUAUUUUUCCACCAAAAUAUUUCUGCCUUGCUAUAAAAAAAUUUUUAAUGAAUGUAUAUGAUUUUAACAAGAAUCACUUUUUUGAUAGUUUCUUAUUUUAUUCCCUAUAAGCUGCAGAAACAGAACAAUAUUUUAAUAAUGAUAAAAGGCAUUUCAGUUAAAAAUUUGAACCCGCAUUUUUUGACCGUUGUUUCAAGCAAGCUAUAUCAGAGCAGGUAUAUCUAGAGAAGCUUAGAGGAGAUUUUGGGUUGACCCACAAAUAAGGAUGACAAUACAAUUUUAGUGAGACCAAAAUCAAGCUGGAUCUUUGUGUACACAGAAACAAGAUGUAUUGUGUUUUCAGUAAGCCUUUGAUACAAUCAUAUGUUUGAUGAUAAGUUACCUUUUAUUGUCCACCACAUAUCGUGAAGUCACAAUGUUCAGUAACACUAUCGUAUCGAACAGACAUAUCGACAUGAUCUCUCACCUAGCCUGGAAACUUAACAAAACGGAGGCAAACUAGUUGCCGACAAUUGUACGGUCGGCCACUGCAACUCUAACUUAAGAAUUUUAUACUUAGUGUAAGUUCGCAUUUUUAGACAAUUUUUCGUGUUAGUUGUAAUUUUAGCAGCAAUAGCAAAAUACUUAAGAGAAAGACAGUUCUAAAAUGCAUCAAGAAACAUCGCAUAACUUGUAGACAGUAAAUACUUACUUCUGCUUACAUCUUAGAAGGCUUGUAGGAUGGAAAGCUCAAUAUGGUCAACGUUUCCUUCAUCAUUACUGCUCAAAAAAGAUAGAGCCGUCCGCAUUUCCCCGUUAUUUGUCAACCAUCCUUUGUUAAAGGUGAAAUUCCAACCCCCUCUUCUUCCUCCUCUUCUCCUUCUUCGGGUAUCUGCCGAUCUGGUUAAUCUCGUAAAUCUGUAUCCCUUGACUUUGAAUUUCGUUUUUUAUCCUUUUAAUUGCUUUAUUUUCUCCGUCUCUAUUGUACAAAAAGUGUCCUGCAUUUCUCCCCCACCAAGAUCCUCCAAUGCAAGACGGGCCUCAAGAAGAAGAUUCCUUGCCAAUGAUUUGAAGAAGCUACCAGAUUCUCGCUUAAACUCCAUAAAGUGAUGUGUUUUAUUUUUCGGUUGGUGAAGUUUUCUUUCACGGCGUUGGAUGAAAAAAAAAUACACUUUUCAAUCGUAAGACGUACCGGAUAGAGGUUCUCUGCUGUAGGAAUCAACCUUUCCGAAGACCGCAAAUUUUAAAUGGUCAUUACUGUUUCUGCAUUAAGGAUACAGUAUAGACAAUUAUGGUGGUACACCUGACUGUCCUCUUGUAUGCUCAAUCCUGUCCUCGAUUAUCAGAUCAUAUACAGAAUACAUCUUUGUCUUUCGAUUCUUUUUCUGUACUUGCAAUCAUGUUCUUGUUUUUCUUAAUCUAUCCCCUUGAAUACAGACAAAGUCUUGUCUUGCAGUUGUUCAGGUUAUACUUAACGUGACCCAGGUUCAGCAACUUCUGGAGCACUAUGGUGCUAUGUCCACAAGACAAAUCACGGCUUUGCCGGCAAAUCUUUAUUGUUGUUUUCUUUGAUUUUUCUGUAACUAAUAAUUUUGUUAAUGAUGCCAAGUGGGCUUUCAGCCUAUUAGAAUCACAUGCUGUAAAUAUAUAUCACUUUGUAAAGAGGCUAUAUUUAUAUAAAGGGUGGGAUUCUUUAUGUACAUACGUUAUAACUUUGUUGUUAGCAGCUCGUAAAUGGUAGCAGCUCAUCACGGUGAUUGUAGAUAAAUAUCUGGCAAAUUUUCUAGAAUCUUAGCUUUUUAGUGAUAGUGAACAAUUAAUUAAUACAUGUUCCUUACGUUUGGUUGUAUUUUCUUGCCGAAAGAUUAUUAUUAAUUCUCUCAGUUUUUUAUAAUCUAUUAGUUGUUGAGUAAUUCUUAUUUUUAUGUUUUGUCACUAUCGGAAUCCAGUAAAAUUAUUUUGGCAGCAAUAUGUUAAAACCGUGUUGAUAUUCUUUUAUUAGUGCAAAUACGGUUAUAAAGUAUAGUGCAAUAAGCAGUUUAGUUACUUUCUUGUUUUAUUAGAAAAAUGUUUUACAUUGAUCUAUUAUAUUUAUAUUAAGAUUUUAUAAGGAAUAAAGUUACGGGAAAUUGUUUUAAUAGAUAUAGAUGUCAAAGCCGAUUUAAAACAAAAGUCUGUAAGUAGCCGUCACAUUUUGAGUAGACUAGAGUUGCUCUAUUACCAGAUUUAUGGAAGAGAGAAUUUUGCAUUAUAUUAUACGAAAAUCGUAUAUCUUUAAAGAACGUUUUAUAUAAAAGAUAUUGCAUUUCAUCUUUGUUGUACAAGCAUAGCUUGAUAUUGUAAGGACAUUUUUAAUACGAAACAAGAGGUAAUGUACUUUUUUAAAGGAUACAUCGAUCAAGUUCAUGUGCUAUUUGUGAUUUUAGGUUUAGGCCAAAGAGUGUAAAAUCGUGGUGUAAGAUUUAAAAUUAGUUUUAUAAAUAGUUGAUUUGAAGAGUGAUUUAAUUUGAGCAAUUGUGAUGUUUUUGAGCAAAGUGGUUUAUUUUAAAAGUUGUUGUUGUUGUUGGUUGUUUUCAGUUGUCACAGUCUAUCUCUAUAUAUUUGUUCAUUGUGAUUAUUUAUUUAGCCACUUUAUUGUACAUUCUCUCUUAAGAUUAUCAGAUAUAAGAUAAUUAUUGUACUUGUGUAUAAAUGGGACGUGAUAUGUAUGAUUGUACAAAAUGUGUCUGUGUAAAUAAUAAAAUUAUCACCGUC